AUGCGGGCCGGGCGAAGGCCAGGGCUGAUGGAGAGCGAGGAGGAGGGGGAGGAGGAUGCGGACGACGAUUCGGAGACGGAGGAGGAGGAGGAGGACAGCGACGAGUCGGACACGUGGUGCGCGUACUGCUGCGAGCCGCCUCGGCUGCAGAGCAUCUGCGCCUUCUUCUUCGCGCUUAUGAUAUUCUCCGCGCUGCUCGUCGCACUCUUCAGCGCCGCCGGCUUAAUAAACCCCGUCAAGGAUUGGUUGCCGCCGCCGGCGCAGCCUCGCCGCAACAGUCCUCCUCGGCCCGUACAAGAGAACGAGCCGCGAACCAUAGGAGUGUUUCCGUUACUGCCGGCGAGCGACUCGGAGCAGCUGGCGGCGCUGCAGCGGCAGCUCGAGCACCAGCAGAAGCUCCUCGCGGCGCAUCGCCAGAACGAGCAGUCGUCGGCGCCGGGAUCCACGGCGCCAUCUGCGGCGUCAUCCACCCCGCAACAACCGCUCCUGCAGACACCGCACCAGCGGCGCAGGGGGGACGCGCGCACCGCGCCGCUGCAGCAGUUCCAGAAGCUUCGCCCGUUCGGUAUCGGCGCGCAGGGGCAGGCGCAGGCGGUUGGCGCGGAGCAGCGCGCGGGGGAGCUGGGGAAGGCGGAGGGCGCGGAAGAGGCGGGGGCGCAGAGGGGAGAGGGGGAAGCAGGGGGAUCCGCGCAAGCGAGCGCGGUAAUGGAGUCCCAGCAGCAGGAGCAAGCGGAGGAGCAGCAGGUGCUGAUGCAGGAACAGCAGCAGCACGCGCAGGCGCAAGGCGCAACAGCGGGGGAAGAACAAGCUGAGCGCGCGGAGGAGGCGCAGGCGCAAGGCGGGGCGCAGGAGUUCCGCGUAGAGGGCCUGGGAGAAAUGAGGGGCGCGGAAGGCGCAGACGGAGAGACAGGCGCAGGCGCAGGCGUAGGCGCGAGGGGGAGUGCGCGCGUGAGCGUGGUGCCGUCGUCUCUGCCUGUCGUUGACUUGUUCUCGAAGCUCGACCCUACGACCGCGCGCACCGUCGCCAAGCUGUCGCCUGCGACCAUCACGUGCGACAAGGCCGUUCCGCUCGCUGCUGCGAACGCGCCUGGCGGGGGACAGCACAGAGCGGCGCGGCUGCCCAACUGCGAACCUCCCCCCUCCGAUACGCCAUGGCUCCGCCCCUCCGCUUCCGCCGCCGCCUCCGCCGCCGCCGCUUCUGCUGGUAACUUCCGUGGCGUUUCCGGUAGUGGUGGUGGGCAGGGGGCAGCAGCAGGAGGAGCAGGAGCAGGUUUAGCCGCGGAGCAAUCAGGGUGGCCGUACCUGUUGAUGCAGGGGCGGCCGGCAGGGCUGGUGGCACAGGAGCAGGCGCUGCUGCGCGCCGUGUGGGUGGCCAAGGCCGUUGGCGCCGUGCUCGUGCUGCCACCGCUGGUGACACGGGCAACCACCGGUGCUGUGGAACAGCAGGUGGAGACGCAGGAACAGGGGCAGGGGCAGCAGGGGCAGCAAGGACAGCAGGGGCAGGCGCAGCAGGGGCAGCAGGGGCAGGCGGGACAGGAGGGGCAGCAGGGGCAGCAGGAGGGUAAGGAGCAGGGAGUGAAGGAGACGGGGAUGGAUAGGCUGUUCAGCACUCACUUCUUCAUCACUCAUAUGUACUGCUCAUCAGGAAUCUGGGUGGUGCCGCAGCUUCCCGGAAGCGUCUGGGACCGACUGCCCACAGGGGUGUCAGGAGAUGACGUGGACGCCUUGCUGGCGCUGCCAGGUGGCAUCGCGCAGCGCAUUCCACGUGGCAUAGUGGCUGCCAGCGGGGAUGCUGAGAGUGCAGCACUGGCGGAGUGGUUGCAAUCCAUGGGCCGCAAGACCAAGAAGGGCGAGGUCCGACUGUUAAUAUACAACUCCUCAGACCCCAUCUCCUUCACCACCUCCCAGCAACCGCAGCUGCAGCAACAGCAGCAGCAACAGCAAUUGCAGCAGCAGCAGCAGCAGCAGCAGGGGAGAGUCAGAAAGAACGCACUGGCAGCACUGCGAGUGGUACCGCCUGUAGCAUCAGUGACGACACAGCUGCUGCACCUCCUGCGCAAGGCCUACCAGGCCCGCUUCUCCGACCUCUCCCGCUUCCACUUUGCCGCCCUGCACUUGACGCUCGAGGCCCCACCACAGCCCGAUGCAACAGGAGGGUCGGCAGGAGCUGCUCUCGCUGCUGCAAGCCUGCAGGCAGCUCGUGAGGCACUCUUGACUCUCCUGGACCCGUCCAGAACGCUGCUCUAUGUCAUCAUUGCCCCCGUGCCCCACCGCACGGCCAUUCUCCGGGAGCUCGCAGAGUCGUACCAGGUGGUAACCAGAGAUGACCUCAUCAGUGACGUCAGCAGCCGGUUUCCCGAGGGCGAGGUGCAGACAGCGUUGGAACAGGGUGUUGCGAAGGAAGCGGCGGUGUUCAUGGGUUCGUCUGCGGAUGCGUUUUCGAGGUUUGUGUUUGAGCUGAGGUGCUUCACGCGCCCGCUGCUGGGCCGGUCGCAACGAGCCACUGUGUUCUAUGACCUUGGCUUGUCUGUCGCCCCGUGCCGCGUGGAUCUCUAG
This is a messenger RNA of Closterium sp. Naga37s-1, 2556 nucleotides long. The record is from the annotation of a GenBank genome assembly. Lineage: Eukaryota; Viridiplantae; Streptophyta; Zygnematophyceae; Desmidiales; Closteriaceae.